GAAGAAACUAGUGCACUCCAAUUUAUGAUUGGGUAGCCAAAUAUCAAAGGACAUGGCUGUUGCUAGCACUUUGGGUUCUGAUCUGCACAAGAAGCAUGCUACUCACGUUGGCAAAGGGGCUCUAGUUCCCUUAACAAGCUUUGCCAGCAAAGGUUUUCAGAGGAUCAAGAAUGAUGGGCACAUGAUUGGAAGUAUUCGGCAGAGAUUGGGAAGGCUUGUGUUUGUUCAAAGACUUGGCAAAGAGGAACAGGAUGCCAUUGGUGAAGUUGAUUAUGUUUUGCAAAGGGCUCUAAUUCCUUUCCACAGUUUGGGCAGCAAGGGACUGAGGAGGAUUGGUAAAGCGGAGACACAAGCUUGUGUUGAAGGGAUCCUUACCCCUCCUCUUGUUGGGUAAUUUUGAGAUAGGGUGGCAACCUGCAGGUUGGGGACUAUAUGUUAUUGGAAUCCCUGCUCUCCUCAUGAAACUGGUUAAAUAGAUGAGAAAGUCCAGU
Rubroshorea leprosula is the source of this 491-nucleotide messenger RNA. The record is from the annotation of a GenBank genome assembly. Lineage: Eukaryota; Viridiplantae; Streptophyta; Magnoliopsida; Malvales; Dipterocarpaceae.